UAGAAUUAUUGAAAGUAGAAAGGAUCUUUGAAAUGGCAUGAGUUUUAUGAUUAACAUGUUAUUGCAGCCAAUGAAUGAUUUAUAAAUGUGAUUGUUGUCAUUUUUCCAGUAGUAUUUGUAGAAUGUCUGAAAUGCCCUUGAGUAAUACUACGUAGGUGUUAUGUCGAUGGAUGUAGUUGCUGUCAAUUAAUAGUUUACAUGUAAUGUAGCCAUUAAUGGGCUUAUAUGUGACCGUUGUCGUUUCCCUUGGUGUUGUAGAAUCAUCGAAAAUAGAAAGAAUCUUCGAAACGUGGUUUCUUUUUUUGGUUAAGAUCAAUAUUUGAUUUGUAGCCUAUUAAUGAUUUAUAGAUGCGAUUCUUGUCAUUUUCCAGUAAAUUUUGCAUGAAUUCUGAACUAAAAGUUUUUCUUCUAACUGUGGUAAAAAAGUUUUUCUUUGGUCUUUGUUACUGUGGGAGACUUUUUAUGUUUGUUUGACAUUUACUGUUGUCAAUUGUUUUAUUAGUGUCUAAAAAAUUAUGUAAAUGUGUUCAUGACAUAAUUGUCGCAUCCGAUUCGGUGAUGGUUAAGAUAUCCAGUUUGGACAACAUAACAUUAUGUAGAAUCUUGAUUUGGCACCAGUAAUACACCAAUCUUCGUAUUUAUAACAACAUAACAUAUUAUAAAGCUUGAUCCGACACUAGCAAUUAUAAUAAAAGUUACGUCAGAGGAUAUUUAAAUUAGGAAAUGUCCAGUUUUAUCCAUGCACGUUCCCGUAAAAUACAUUACCUAAGAUAUUCCGACUACCCAUCCAACACUAAAUGUGGUAAUUACAAUUUGCAUCUAAAAAAAACUUAUAAUAACCGUGGUUGCAACCUGAAUGGAAUUCAUCACAAAAGCAAAAAUGAAAUAAGCUUAACAUUCAUUGAGUUUGCCACACAGACCACCUUUUCCUUUUCUCUAUUGGCCACCGUGGGUGUGGCUUAAAAUGGAACCGUUUUUUGUGUUAAAGAUUACUUUAUUUAUUAUUCUUGAGUACUAUAUUUAUCAUCUUUUGCAUGGAUAUAAUAUAUCUGACAAAAUUUUGAAAUAAAAAAGUAAAUUUCUUAAAACACAACCACAUAGUAAGAAAUUUUAAUUUUUUUUUUCUAAUAUGUCAGGUUUUUGUACUUGUAUUAUUACAGUUGAUGGAGUUUAUUCUUCCGCAGAUAUUCUGGUCAAUUACUAGAAUUAUGACAUUUCAUUUGGAACAUUGUUUUUUUUAGUGCAAUAGUGAGAUCAUAGUUUAAAAUUUACCAAAUGAUUUAAGUUUAUGUAGUCAUUAUCGAGCUUCCACCUGAGAGCACAAAUCUAGCUCACAGUUCUUGGUAGAUGUAUUCGUAAAUUUCUGAGAUUAUAAGGUUCAUUCUGGUCCUACACUAUAAAACUUUAAACACUACUAUGCAAAUUUGUUUGCCUGAGAAUGUACACAUAUAUUAAAAGACAACUUCUCUAUUUGGCACCUUUCUUCUUUGUUUUUUGGUUUCCUCCUCACCCUUUUCUCUCCGUCUCUCAACUUGUAUUUUAUUUCUCAAAGGUUUCACACCAAACGUUCAAAUCAAACUUCACCCCCUGAAAGAACCGUCAAUAACAAUUCUUAACUAAUAAUGGUUGAGAGAUCAAGGAAGCCAAAGAAAGGCUCCAUCGAUGAAGAAGACAUGUCCAUUCUCUUAGAAAGGUACUCUGUGAAGACAGUGCUGACAUUACUGCAAGAGGUGGAGAAAGUUGCUGGAGAGAAAAUUGAUUGGAAUGCAAUUGUGAAAAACACUACUACCGGAAUUUCCAGUGCAAGGGAGUGUCAAAUGCUUUGGCGCCAUCUUGCAUAUGGGCAAAACCUAACAGAUCAAUUUGACAAUGCUACAAACCCUAUGGAUGAUGAUAGUGACUUAGAAUAUGAGGUAGAGGCUUUUCCUGCUGUCAACAGGGAAACUUCAAUGGAGGCUGUGGCAUGUGUUAAAGUAUUAAUUGCUUCUGAUUAUCCAAUAGAUUCACAUCCCCCAAACAAUUUGACUAUUGAAGCACCGAUGACUAUUAACGUGCCGAAGUUGAAGGCAUUCACCUCGGCUUCAGAUAAUUCAGUUAUUGCUAGAGCUAUACAGGGGACAAAUAUUAGCAUUCCUGUUUCUGUGCAAAAGCAGCCAGUGUCUUCUGGGACAUGUGGCGAGAAAAGGCCGCCUAACAAUGCGACAUCUGGAAUAACUUUUCCGCCCCGAAGAAGAAGAAGGGGUUGGUCCACAGAAGACGACAUGAAACUCACUGCUGCAGUUAAAAAAUACGGAGAACGAAAUUGGGCUAAUAUUGCAAGGGGAGAUUUCAAGAAUGACAGAAAAGCAUCAGAGCUAUCUCAGAGGUGGGGAACUUUGAGGAAAAAGCAGAGCGAUUCAAAUGUGGGAACCAGUUCGAAACAUUCUGAAUCUCAAUUGGCUGCUGCUCAUCGGGCCAUUACCCUAGCCCUAAAUACACCAAUGGGCGACAAUUUCCAUGCAAAUCGUAAUAUGAGUACUGGUGGCAUAAAAUCCCAGCAACAAUUUCAAAAGGCUUUAAAUCCACAAUUCGGAGUGGCUGGCCCUCCAAAAACUCAGGUUCCCACCAUAACAAAGCCGAAUACUAUUAUCCCAGAUUCAAAGAUCAAAGCUGCUGCAGUUGCUGCGGGGGCCCGCAUUGCCACAUCAGCAGAUGCCUCCUCACUAAUCGAGGCGGCGGCACGCUCUCAGAACGUGGUCCACAUCACCACCGGAGGUGGAGGCACUUCGAUGAUGAAAUCCUCCUCAACUACAAGCAUGUUGACCACCACAAGUCAACUCCCUAGUAAUGUGCAUUUUAUGCGCACUGCUCAGAAGAAGGCAGCACCGAUUCCGAUUCCACCCCAUUCCGCCACUCUACCACCAAACAGGCGGCCCGGUGUCGAAGCUCAACCACCACAAGGUAACUCGGCGAAACCUGCUGAGCUGGCGACUGUUGUUGAGCCUCCAUCUGGUUUGCCGAAUGCUGCAGCUACUCCUCCGUCUGUUGAAGUUGCUGUGGUUUCUAAGUCGGUAAAUGAGACGAAAGAGAUUGUCCAAAAGGCUGUUGACCUAUCGGCUCCAUUGGUCGACCAAUCAAAAGAGGGAGUUGAUAAACACCAAACUUCAGCUUCAGGUGAAAAGAGUGCCGAUAACCUAUGCACAAGCAAACAAGCAAACGGUGAAGCAACGACAAGUAUCACAGAAGCCGCAGUUGGUGAUGCGGAGAACAAAUAAAGCUAUGUAUGAAAGUUCGUAACGUACGUGUUGGCUUCCUUCACUGUGGAUGGACGUAGAAAAUAUUUCUAAAUUGGUUAUAUUAUAUUAUUUAUACAUUUUCCCAAAUGAUAAGCAUUGUGAAUUCAGGUUUGAAGGCAAUGUAUCUUGUUGUGUUCUACAUGUAACUGUUUUACAAAAGUAGCAGGAGUUUUAUCUUAUACUAUUACAAAUAGGAAAGUAUUUAUGAACUAUGAACCGUGUAAUCGUUUAGUUGAAAAGAAUGUUGCUAGACACCCAUUUUAUGUUUUAUUUUUGAAAAUUCUUGUAGCUCUAGUUA
This is a messenger RNA of Erythranthe guttata (spotted monkey flower), 3573 nucleotides long. NCBI's taxonomy places the organism in Eukaryota, Viridiplantae, Streptophyta, Magnoliopsida, Lamiales, Phrymaceae. The record is from RefSeq and is a predicted model, not a curated record.